GAGUAGCAAGACCGCUGAACCGGCUAUUGCUGCGAAGUGAGUCGAAGCGGCUUCACGCUCACGCUCUCACCUCUCUGUCCGAUCCAGGGUCGGGCUCGGUCGGAGCGACCAUGGGGAGCGGAAAGUGGGGUCGGCGUUUACGUAAGCAAAGGGCGCGGAUUGAGCCAACGCCAACGACUUCUCAUCGCAUCAUCAUCUUCCCGCCGCUCGACCAACGCAGCGUUCGACCGUCACUAGCAAUGCCGCUGAGACCCAACGUCAGGAUCCUGUGAGUUCAUCGUGCUAUCGAAUCAGACGCAAUCUGCUGUCCCUAGAGCUGAAAUUGCUCACUUUUUCCCCCGCUGCAGCCGGGACAUGGCCAAGCGCCAGUCGGUCGCCUCCAACGAGCUGCUGCGUCGCGCCUACAAGUACGUGGCCCGCAACGAGACUCUCCCGGUCAAGGUCAGACAUCAGGCACAGCUUCAGCUCAAUCAGUUCCCAAAUAAGAGCAGACCAGAGAUGGUCAAGGAACGCUGUGUCGAGACUGGCAGGGGCAGGGGGAUCAUCACUGAGUUUGGACUUUGCAGGUAUCAAUUCCGCCUGAAGGCUCUUCGAGGAGAGAUUCCCGGCGUCCAGAAGGGCUCAUGGUAGCUGGGUGCUUUUUAGCCAGAUCCUCUUCACGCAUCUUCACUUGUACACUAUAUCGCGAAUACACUUCUCUCUAGCACGUUACGAAAGGCGAGCGAUCAGGCAAGCCUGUGCCACCAGAUGACAAACACGAGCAACCUUGACUGGUUGGCUCAACGCGGCUAGCGUCGAUGAUGCCCAAGC
Molecule: messenger RNA, 810 nt
Organism: Jaminaea rosea
Lineage: Eukaryota; Fungi; Basidiomycota; Exobasidiomycetes; Microstromatales
Exons: 2
Coding region: 355-630 (91 amino acids)
Biological process (GO): translation
Cellular component (GO): ribosome; mitochondrial small ribosomal subunit
Molecular function (GO): structural constituent of ribosome
Source: RefSeq, a predicted model, not a curated record